Lycium ferocissimum is the source of this 627-nucleotide messenger RNA. RefSeq lists its product as uncharacterized. NCBI's taxonomy places the organism in Eukaryota, Viridiplantae, Streptophyta, Magnoliopsida, Solanales, Solanaceae. The record is from RefSeq and is a predicted model, not a curated record. Bases 1 to 627 code for a protein of 208 amino acids. The transcript has a single exon.
AUGAGUGAUCUUGGGUUGCUACAUUAUUUCUUGGGCAUUGAAGUUUCUCAAGUGAAAGAAGGAAUUUUUAUUUCUCUAAAGAAGUAUACUAAAAGUAUUCUUCAAAAAUUUAAAAUGAUGGAUUGCAGGUCUAUGGCCAUACCAUUAGCAGCAAAUGAGAAGUUCAGAAAAGAUGAUGGAGCAAAGAAAGCUAAUAGCUCACUUUACAGGAGCUUGAUUGGAAGCCUGCUAUAUCUUACUUCAACAAGACCUGACAUUAUGUUUGCUGCUAGUUUAUUAUCCAGAUUCAUGCAAGAACCAAGCCAAGUGCAUUUUGGAGCUACAAAGCGUGUUCUACACCACUUGCAAGGGACAAUGGAUUAUGGGAUAAUGUACAAAUUUGAUGGAGAUUUGGACUUAAUUGGCUAUUCUGAUAGUGACUGGGCUGGAAGGAUAGAUGACAUGAAGAGUACUUCAGUUAUACUUUCUUACUUGGUUCAAGCAUUUGUUCUUGGUUGUCAAAAAAGCAAAGUGUUGUUGCUCAAUCCACUACCGAUGCAGAAUAUGUCUCAGCAGCUAAGGCUACUUCUCAAGUUGUUUGGCUUAGGAGAAUGCUUGAAGAUAUUGGUGAAAAACAAAAAGGAGUGA